AUGUCUGAGGACGACAUCGACAUGCUCGGCCCGGACGGGCACUCAGAGACUCAACUCAUCUGCGAACGCCGCACGCCGAGGUUCAGCUGGACGCCGGCCUACGAGACCACCUUCUUCCGAAGCCUUUGCGAGAGCGUCCAGCUUGGCUUGCGCGAGAAUAGCAGUUUCAAGGCCGAGGCCUGGGCGCGCGCCGCUCAGGCGCUCGAAAAAAGCCAUGGUGCCUAUCCCACCAAGAGCCAUCUCAUCAACAAGAGCGACAACGCGCGCAAGCGAUUUCGACUAUGGAGGGGCCUACGCGAGCACCCGGAUUUUCUGUACAACCCCAACACGCGAGUCGUGACGGCGUCCAAAGAGGCGUGGAACGCGCACAUCGAGAAAGAACCCCUUUCGCGAGCCCUUCGCGGGCGACGUUUCGAACACGAGGAUUUCAUGGAGAUACUUUACCCAGAUGUGAUUGGGUCGGGCGGCGCCCCCAAGAGAAUCAUGAAGCCGAGGAGGAGACCAGACGAGCUUGACGAGACGGAUAUGCCUGGGACGGGGAUUUUGAAUCUACAGCUGGACGCUGGCUCAGUCCAGACGUCCGACGGCGCAGACCAACAUCCGCACACGCCGCCUGACGAGCCGGUCAAUCAAGCCAAGAAGCGGGCGUUGCCGCAGGAACCCGCAGAAUAUGCCUUUGACGCUCAGCCGUCAUUUUCGAGCGCCACGCCGGGGAGCGCUCCGCAGGCCGCGCAGUCGCCUGAGAAGCGAGCGCGCACGUCUGGCCAGGGCGAUUCUCUGUCGAGCGCUCUUGGGGCCAUAGCGGCUUCUGUGACGGCUCCCAGUUCGUCCAACACGACGCCGUUGCCUGUCAACGGAAACGGGUCCGGCUUGGAGGAACUGGACGCUGCGAAGAACAGACAUGGCCUCCAAUGGCAGGAAGCGGCCCUGGAUGCAUUCUUCAAGGACUUUGCCGACCAGGAUCCGGAUCUGCAACUCAUGAUUACUGAAGCAGUCCUAGACCACAGCCUGUACCUGAGCCAGAACAUGGAAGGACAUAACAUGUCCUACGCCGAGAUAGCUGCCAGCGGCCCCAAGCAAUCUGCCAGUGAGGCAGCUGCCCCCCAACCCCCCGAGAUCAUCCCCAACGAGAGCGCGUCCACGGCAUCGCUAGUCGACGUCGACGUGCCGAGCGUGCACACCGUGUCCUCCGACUUCCUCGACCAGGACGUCAAGACGGAGACGCAAGCCGACCGGCGCUAUCGCGAGGCCGCCGCCGCCAAGGCCAAGGCCGCAAAGGUCAAGAACGACGCCUCCAGCAAGGCCCGCCAGGCCGACUCGUGGCUCACAAAGCACUUUGCCGAGCUCUCCGACGGCAAUGCCGGCGCCCUCGCCCUCGUCAACCUGGCUGCCGUCAUCGGCUUGAGCUCCUACAUGGGCUACCGCGCCUGGGGCCUGUACGAGAGGGGCUCCCUCGACUGGAAGACGGCGGGUGCUGGGCUGGGUGUCUUGGCUGCUGUUGGCGCUGUGGAAUCGGUCAUUGGAGGAUACCUGUACAAGGGAAAGAAGAAGGGCUCACCCUAG
Hirsutella rhossiliensis is the source of this 1563-nucleotide messenger RNA. Its product is annotated as myb/SANT-like DNA-binding domain-containing protein. Gene Ontology annotation, molecular function: nascent polypeptide-associated complex binding. NCBI's taxonomy places the organism in Eukaryota, Fungi, Ascomycota, Sordariomycetes, Hypocreales, Ophiocordycipitaceae. The record is from RefSeq and is a predicted model, not a curated record. Gene Ontology annotation, cellular component: mitochondrial outer membrane. The transcript is spliced from 6 exons. The coding region runs from base 1 to 1563 and encodes 520 amino acids.